Hyphopichia burtonii NRRL Y-1933 is the source of this 1104-nucleotide messenger RNA. RefSeq names its product ERMES complex subunit (gene MDM34). The record is from RefSeq and is a predicted model, not a curated record. Gene Ontology annotation, cellular component: ERMES complex. The annotation marks the transcript as partial. Gene Ontology annotation, biological process: mitochondrion organization; phospholipid transport. The transcript has a single exon. Gene Ontology annotation, molecular function: lipid binding. NCBI's taxonomy places the organism in Eukaryota, Fungi, Ascomycota, Pichiomycetes, Serinales, Debaryomycetaceae.
AUGUCGUUUAAAGUAAACUGGAACUCGCUAGAAACCGACUCGUUGAGAAACUGGACUAAGGAUCUACUCACCGACGCUUUGAAUAGCGGGAAACGUCCUAAUAUAUUAGCAUCAAAUAUUCAAAUAAAAGAUUUAAAUUUUGGAUUGAGCCCUCCAAAUUUUGAAAUAUUAGAGAUUGGGGAGUUGGCUAAGGAUCGAUUCAGAGGGAUAUUUAAGAUAAAUUACGACGGAGACUUUCAUUUGACCUUGCAUACCAAGGUACAAGCCAACCCGUUGAAGAUCUAUAGUGACAACUCAUUAGAGAAAGAAAUCAAUCAGGAUUGCCAUAAUUUCACUACUCCGGACUUUUUAUUGUCCAAUGAAGCAUUCAACAUCCCGCUUGAUUUGAAGUUAAGUGAUAUCAAGAUCAAUGGGAUUGGGAUUAUUGUUUUUUCGAAAACAAAAGGAUUGACUUUAGUUUUCCGAAACGAUCCACUAGAUUCGAUUAAAGUCAGUUCUACCUUUGAUACCGUACAAGUAUUGGCUAACUACUUACAGAAACAAAUAGAAAAUCAAAUACGAGACUUGUUUAGAGAAACCUUGCCAACGUUGAUCCAUAAACUAUCGUUGAAAUAUACUCUUGUUAAUGAAUCCACCAUCAACGAUUUAUAUAAACAACAACAAAAGAAAGAAGAAGAAGUGAGAGAAAAAGAUGCCGAGGAUAGCGAGGAUCUGGAAGAUGAUGAAUUGUUAGAGUUCCAACAAUCUUUUUCUCCAAAUAACUUGAUGAAAAUAUCCUCGAUCUUCAAUUCAAGAGAAAGCUUAAAAUUAAAUAUUCCAAAAUUCAAAAAAACUAUUCAAAGAUGUCAUCUAGAUAAAUAUUGUCAAGAUAUUUCCUUACCUAACUUGGUUAAUUCAUUAUACACCAACUUGAACUUAUCAAAUCAAGAUUUAUUACUUAAUAAUCAUAAUUUGAAUGGGAUCCCCAUCAAUAUGUUAUUGGGCCAUGAUUAUAACAAGGUCGAUAAUAUUUUGAAAGAAAUUAGUUUGAUCCAAUCAAAUAAUUAUAAUACUACCAAUUCCAAAAAUUCAAUUCCCAUCAGACCUAAGAGAAGAAAGAUCAAA